Molecule: messenger RNA, 2581 nt
Organism: Talpa occidentalis (Iberian mole)
Lineage: Eukaryota; Metazoa; Chordata; Mammalia; Eulipotyphla; Talpidae
Gene: HOXC5
Product: homeobox C5
Exons: 2
Coding region: 1889-2557 (222 amino acids)
Biological process (GO): regulation of transcription by RNA polymerase II; embryonic skeletal system morphogenesis; anterior/posterior pattern specification
Cellular component (GO): nucleus
Molecular function (GO): DNA-binding transcription factor activity, RNA polymerase II-specific; RNA polymerase II cis-regulatory region sequence-specific DNA binding
Source: RefSeq, a predicted model, not a curated record
CCUGCGCCAGGACGACUGUUGCGAAACGUGGCGGAGGCGGAGAUCGAGGGGAGAGCAGGCCGCGGGGCUGGAGAGGAGCCUGCGGCCGGGACUGAGCGAUUCAAGGACAUCACCAAACAGAAACCCAGCUCGCGCCUGCCCUGGGACGCCGGACGGAGCCGGGACAAAAUGCCUCCUUCCUGCAGCCCAGGCCCCGCCUGGCUCCCGACUCUUUCUUCUCCCCUCGCACUCGCGGGUGAGGAGCGCAGCCAGGCCCGACCCCUUCCCCGGCCUGGGCCUGCUUCCCCUAAGCGCCGCCAGAGAAACUGGAGUGGCCCCAGGGGAUGAGGCAGCGAGGGGUCUCCCCGAGGGGGGAAAAAUCGCCAGAGUUUCCCAGACCUCCCAGAUCCCCGCCAGCGCCCCCUCCAGAGCCUCCGCCAGCGGGCGGGAGGGGGCUCCUGGCAGGGGCGGAGAUUUCCUGGGGAAAGACAGGCAGGAAAGAAUAAGGCUUGGGGCUACCAGAGGAGGAUCAGGAAGGGGCCAGUGGCUGCGGAGCCCCUGGCCGCAGGCUGUGAAGGUUGCCCAGGCGCCUGCCCUGCCCAUCCCCCACCCCACCUCAGCCAGGUCCUUUCCAAGCCUUCAAAUAGCCUAGAAAUUGCUCUCCAGUGAAACUUGUGGAUCCAGGUCCCUGGGACCCUGGUCCAGAGGCCUCUCCCCAAAGGGCACAAAACAAGCCUUUUCCUCUGCCCUGCUCUGCUUAAUAUUUGUGGAGGCUUGAGUCUUGCUUCUGCAGGCCUCCAGUUAAUGUCUCUUUCCUAUUCAAAAUCUAGGCUUGGGUCCCACGUGUGCCACAGGCACCACACAAGGGCCACGCAGGGCACGCGAGCGCUCUUCCAGCGAACGUGCCUGGUUCUUUACCCCCCCACGCCCCCACACACAUUUGAAAACUGCCUUGUUGUCACUCUGAAGCCCCUGGCAUGGUGAGGAGAUCUAUUUAACUCUAGGAGGGAGUGGGGGACCAGCGAGGGUCCUCACCUCCAGACAUCUCAGAGUCAACACUCUCAGCCUCAUGACCCCCCCCAAUCGAGCUCUGCCCCCCCAGAACCCCUCCUCCUGAGCCUCUUUUCUACCUCUCCAGAGGCUGGGUUCACUCUCCCUGACUGACAGGCACCUCCUGAUCAGCAGCAAGGCCUUGGGGCCUCCGAAAAGAAGGGACCUAGAGACCCUUGGCUUAGAGAAUCUGAGGUGAACCCACACCUUUUCCAACCAGGGCAGGGACCUUAUCCUACCAAAAUCCCCUGCCCUCAGCCAGUUUUUGGAGAGUGGAAGGCCCUGGGGGUAGGGAAAGUGGGGCUCUCCGUUACCAAAAUCCCCUCUGUGAGCCCGAAAGGACGCCUCCUCUUUCCUUAAAAUUAACUGCAGCUGAAAAGCCCAUUGCAGGGCCCUGGUGCAGCAGCAACCAGCUUCUCCUCUACAGGGCCGAGCCCGGCGGCGAGCCUGCGCGCCAGGCUGCAAUUCCUACAAACAGACACCAGGUGUCGCUGUGGGCUCGUUGUCCCGGCUACCCCCCAAUACCAAGAACCAUUUUUUUUUCUUCUCCCCCUUCCCUCUCUUUCUCUCUCUCUCCCUCUCCCCCUUGGUUGGGCUUUGCCAACAUAUCAAGAUACGUUUCGCCGGCUUCCAUCACUAACCUCCCGGAGGUCAUCAAGCCAAAUUUAUGAGUGGCCGCUCGAGUCACGUGACUCUAUUUAAGGCUCCCUUAUUUGGGAAGAGCGCAUAGGAUAAAGAAAGAGAUAUCUCCACCUAUAAAUUGUGCACUUUGGAGAACAAAAAACCCCUCAACUUCAAAGAGUCACAAAUCACCCUUAAUCAAAAAGGGUGCAGAAAUUUUUUUUGGGCCCUCCCCGCCAUGAGCUCCUACGUAGCCAAUUCAUUCUAUAAGCAGAGCCCCAAUAUCCCUGCCUAUAACAUGCAAACUUGUGGGAACUAUGGAUCGGCCUCAGAGGUGCAGGCAUCCAGGUACUGCUACGGCGGAUUGGACUUAAGCAUCACUUUCCCACCGCCUGCGCCUUCCAACUCUCUCCACGGGGUAGACAUGGCUGCCAACCCCCGGGCUCACCCCGACCGCCCCGCCUGCAGCGCCGCGGCCGCUCCGGGACACGCUCUGGGCAGAGACGAAGCGGCUCCUCUGAACCCCGGGAUGUACAGUCAGAAGGCGGCUCGCCCAGCGCUGGAGGAGCGAGCUAAGAGCAGUGGGGAGAUCAAAGAGGAGCAGGCGCAGACAGGGCAGCCCGCCGGACUGAGCCAGCCACCGGCCCCGCCACAGAUUUACCCGUGGAUGACCAAACUGCACAUGAGCCACGAGACCGACGGCAAGCGGUCCCGAACCAGCUACACGCGCUACCAGACCCUGGAGCUGGAGAAGGAAUUCCACUUUAACCGCUACCUCACCCGCCGCCGGCGCAUAGAGAUCGCCAACAACUUGUGUCUCAACGAGAGACAGAUCAAGAUCUGGUUCCAGAACCGCAGGAUGAAGUGGAAGAAAGAUUCCAAAAUGAAAAGCAAAGAGGCUCUCUAGAGGCCGGCCCGGGGCCGCGCCCGA